Messenger RNA from Mauremys reevesii (Reeves's turtle), 2047 nucleotides. RefSeq names its product adhesion G protein-coupled receptor E3-like. The transcript has 15 exons. Gene Ontology annotation, biological process: cell surface receptor signaling pathway; adenylate cyclase-activating G protein-coupled receptor signaling pathway. Gene Ontology annotation, cellular component: membrane. The record is from RefSeq and is a predicted model, not a curated record. Lineage: Eukaryota; Metazoa; Chordata; Testudines; Geoemydidae. Bases 394 to 1974 code for a protein of 526 amino acids. Gene Ontology annotation, molecular function: G protein-coupled receptor activity.
CCGCCAGACUGCGGACGCAACGCACACUGCACCAACGCGCCUGGGAGUUACUCCUGCACCUGCAUCGAUGGCUACGAGCUCAGCUCUGGGAAAGUGAAGUUCACGCACGCGAGUGAGAACAGCUGCCAGGACAUCGACGAGUGCAACAAGACCCCAGAUAUCUGCAGCCCCAACGUCACCUGUAUCAACACCAUCGGGAGCUACCGGUGUGAGUGCCGGGCCAGCUACGUCCCCUCCAACAGGAACACGACCCUGUGCCAAGUGCCCAGCAUUAACUGCAGCGCUGAGUUCAAGGGAAUCAAAGAGACGUGCAGGAAUUUCUCUCUGCAGGGAAAGCGGAGCAGCAGAAGCAGCAGUUUUUGCUCUUUCUUUAAUUCAACCGUAGAGAUUUUGAUGUCCACGUGCGGAGAUGGGAGUGCGGCGUUAUCACUGGAGAACGUGACUCUCCGUUUCAGUGUCCUCCUGAACAGCACCUCCCUCUGGGACAGUGGAGACAAGUGGGAGGUGGUGUCGGCCGUUACGGUCCUGCUGCAGAGCGUGGAAUGGGCCGCGCUGGCCACUGCGCUCCGGUCUCCGGAGAGGACAACACAGAACGUGACGACAGAGUCUCUGGCUAUCCAGACGCAGCUCGUCACAGGGAACUGCAGCCAGCACAGCGAGGUCUUCACACUGAGCGCUCACGAGGAGAUGAUGGACGUGCACUGUGCUACAGUCACCGGGGCAGCCACACAAGGUUUGGGGGCUGCUGCUUUUAUUUCCUACUCCACCGUGGACUCCAUCAUCAGUGCGAGACGUCUCAGCGAUGGAAACCUACCGGCUGGGAAGCUGGAGAAGAGUCACCUCAACUCCAGGGUGGUGAGUGGGGCCGUCGGAGACGGGAGACCCAUUAACCUCUCCAGCCCCGCAAACUUCACCCUGCGCCACAGACAGGCCAAAAAAGAGGAGGAAGAGGCUCUCUGCGUCUACUGGAAAGUGGUGGCCGAGAGCGGCAGCUGGUCUCCGGACGGCUGCACCGCCGUGCACACGAACAGCACUCACACCACCUGCAGCUGUGACCAUCUCUCCAGCUUCGCCGUCCUAAUGGCUCCCACCGCAGUGACGGAGAGCUACCCACGGACCAUCAUCACCUACGUGGGACUGACCCUCUCUCUGCUGUGCCUCUUCCUGGCCAUCCUCACCUUCCUCCUGUGCCGCUCCAUCCGCAACGUCAGCACCUCCCUCCACCUGCAGCUCUGCCUCUGCCUCUUCCUGGCCGACCUGCUCUUCCUCACCACGGUGACCCGCCCCGGCAGUCAGGUGGUGUGUGCUGUCAUUGCUGGCCUCCUGCACUACCUCUUCCUGGCCUGCUUCAGCUGGAUGUUCCUGGAGGGGCUGCACCUCUUCCUCACCAUCAGGAACCUGAAGGUCGUGAAUUACACCAGCGCCAGCCGGUUCAAGAAGAGAUUCAUGUACCCGUUCGGCUACGGAUUCCCAGCCCUGGUGGUGGCUAUUUCUGCAGCGGUGAAUCCUGAUGGCUACGGAACUUCCGAACACUGCUGGCUCAGCCUGGACAGAGGCUUUCGUUGGAGCUUCCUGGGUCCAGUCUGUGCCAUAAUCCUGAUAAAUAUAACGUUCUUUGCCCUGACCCUGUGGAUCCUGAGAAACAGACUCUCCUCCCUCAAUGCAGAUGUGUCCACCCUCAGAGACCACAGGUUACUGACCUUUAAAGCCAUUGCCCAGCUCUUCAUUCUGGGCUGCACAUGGAGCCUGGGUCUCCUCCAAGUCGGCCCAGCAGCCACGGUCAUGGCGUAUUUAUUCACCAUCGUCAACAGCCUGCAGGGAGCCUUCAUCUUCCUGGUGCACUGUCUCCUCAAUCGCCAGGUGAGAGAGGAAUACAGGAGAUGGAUCAAGGGAUUCCGAAUGUUCAGCACGAAAUCUCAGACAUACGAUCUAUCCAUGUCUGCUGUCCCCACCACCAGCACCAAGACGGACUAACCCUUCUGCCAGGCGGAGUCGGCAACAACCAGGGCCAGGGUCAAUACCUAGGAGUUCCAGUACAAAACCAAAC